GCCUAGACUAGUAACUACUUAAAUUAAACGAUUAUGUUUUAAUCAGUUAGUGCUUGGUUAUCGUAAAGGAUUACUUGCUCAUGAGUGGACACAGGGACUGUUGCCCUGGUGCUUAUGUCCGUCUAUGUUUAUAAAAUGUUGAAAAAUGUUGUGAUUUGGUUUGUACUUGCUGUAGCCAGUCUCAAGUCUGUAUUGGCUGUCUGUGUGGACAAGGAGGGGUGUGAAAACUAUGAUCGUGAGGCCUGUUCAGUUAUCAAGUAUGGCGACUGGGGAAUUAAAAACUGCCCAGUGUUUUGUGGUCUCUGUGGAGGUCUGACAACUAGUAGUACAACACCGCCGCCUUGUGUCGAUCUAGAACCAGACUGUGAGUCCUACCAAGAUGAUACUUGCACUAAUCCUAGUUACAAACAUUGGGCAGAAAGUCAUUGUCGUAAAUUCUGUAAAUUAUGCGACGACGGGUCAACCAGUGUCAUAACAACGACUACAACAACUCCAAGGCCGUGUAUAGAUGUGGAGCCAGAUUGUGCAAGUUAUCAAUCAGAUGUCUGCACCAGUCCAACUUAUAGACAUUGGGUCGAUGAAAAUUGUAGAAAGUUCUGUAAAUUUUGUGUUGAUAAUACAACAAUGAUAGACGUCACAACCUCUACGCCUGCGACGACCACAACAAAGUCAACCUCUACAACCACUGCGACAACAUCCACUACACCAACAAGGUCAAGAACUACCACUACAGCCCAGAUUACAGGGGCACAAUCUACCACGAUUAAAACUCCGCCUCCUCUCCCUUUUAAAACUCCUCCUCCUCUGAUAAGAACUCCUCCCCCUCUUUUGGUGGGCAAAAAAUAAAUCAGUACAAUAAUAAUAA
Molecule: messenger RNA, 865 nt
Organism: Biomphalaria glabrata
Lineage: Eukaryota; Metazoa; Mollusca; Gastropoda; Planorbidae
Product: integumentary mucin C.1-like
Exons: 5
Coding region: 115-846 (243 amino acids)
Source: RefSeq, a predicted model, not a curated record